AUGCCAGCUCAGGGCAAAGCAAAGGGCAGUCGCCGCAAUGAAGGCGCCUCCUCUUCUGCUGCAGCGAGCGACCCUCGUUUCGCAUCCAUGACCACAGAUCCUCGCUUCCGUCUUCCCUCAGCACGACACAGCAAAGUAGGCGUCGACAAGCGUUUCACCCGCAUGUUCAAGGACGAUGAUUUCUCAAAGAAAGCGUCUGUCGACAAGUACGGUCGCAAGGUUGCAAAGAGCAAUGCGAAGAAAGAGUUGGAACGCUUCUACAAGAUUGAAGAUGGAGAUGAGGAGGAAGAUGAAGAGUCAGAGGAAGAGAUGGGAAAGGCACAGAAGGUCAAGCCUAAGAAGAGCAAGAAGCCGGUGAGAGAGGUUGUGGGAAGUGAUGAGGAGAGCGAAGAGGAGGCUAUUGCUGAUGACGAGGAGAUCGAGGCUGAGCUCAAGAGACUGGAUGGCAGAGUCAGGGAUCCGGCGAGAGAGGGCGGUUUCUCGUCUUCUGAGGACGACAGCAGUUCUGAAGAUGACAGCGAAGAGGAGGAGGAGAUUGAAGAGGAUGCAGUGGAGUUCCCUAACGAGGAAGCUGCUGAUGUGCCUCUUGGUGAUGUCUCGUCUCGUCUGGCUGUCGUCAACCUCGACUGGGACAACAUCCGCGCAGAGGAUCUCAUGGCUGUUGCGCAGAGUUUUGCUGCUACUGGCCGUGUUUCCAAGGUCGUCGUAUACCCCAGCGAGUUUGGCAAGGAGCGCAUGCAAAAGGAAGAACUCGAAGGCCCACCUAGAGACAUUUUCGCCAGCACAACAAAGGAGAUCGACGAGGACGAAGACAGCGACGACGAGGAAGAGAGAAUCAAGAAAGAGCUACUGAAGGGAGACACAGGCGAAGAGUUCGACUCCGCAAAACUGCGUCAAUACCAACUGGAUCGCCUAAAGUACUACUACGCCGUCAUCACCUGCGACUCCAAGGAAACAGCAAAGUCCCUCUACGAUGGCAUGGACGGUCGUGAAUAUCUCUCCACAGCAAACUUCUUCGAUCUGCGAUUUGUCCCUGACGAUGUCGAUUUUGACACCGACACCCCUCGCGACGAGUGCACAAAGAUUCCCGCAGGCUACAAGCCCAACGAAUUCGUCACAGAUGCUCUUACCCACAGUAAAGUCCGCUUGACAUGGGACGCCGACGACACAACAAGAAAAGAAGUCCAGAAACGUGCCUUCUCUCGCGCUGAGAUCGACGAGAACGACCUCCAAGCCUACAUCGGCAGCGACAGCAGCGACGACGAAGAUAACGACACUGGCAUGACAAAAGCAGAGCAGCAAAGACAAAAGAUGCGUGCUGCACUGGGUCUAUCCACCGAAGCAGCAAAGUCAAAAUCUAAAGACGAUGGCCCGGUUGGAGAUAUGCAAAUCACUUUUACUUCCGGUCUGUCCAAUGCCGCAGCAAAGUCCAAGGAAACCACACGCGAGAAGUACAUCCGCAAGGAGAAAGAACGCAAAGCCCGUCGCAAGGAAAAGAUGAAGGCAGCCCGCAAUGGAGGUGAAGCUGCAGCAGAAACAUCCGACAACGAGGCCAUCACAGAAAAGACACCCGCAAGCACAGCACCAGCAGCAGAUGACGACGAUCCCUUCAACGACCCCUUCUUCAACGACACAGCAACCUCCCAAAAACAAGAAAAACUCGCUCGCAAAGCAGAUCGUCAGAAGAAGCGCGAGGCGAAAGAAGCAGCAGACGCCGCCAAUGCCGCCAAACGCGCCGAGCUGGAACUGCUCAUGGUCGACGAAAACACCGGAGCUUCCGAAUCCAUGCGCCACUUCAACAUGAACGAAAUCGCCAAAGCCGAAAAGACCCUCAAGAAGAAAUCGAAAAACAACAAGAAAGCCAAGGAUGCAGCUGAAAUACUUAAACAAGACGAUUUCAGUAUGGAAACGCAGGAUCCGAGAUUUGCCAAAUUGUUUGAGAGUCAUGAGUUUGCUAUUGAUCCUACGAAUCCUAGGUUCAAGGGUACGCAGGGUAUGAAGGCGUUGUUGGAAGAGGGAAGGAGGAAGAGAAAGGGUAGGAGUGAUGAGGAUGGUGAGAGAGCUGAUGCUCCACCGGUAGAGAAGAGGGAGAAGAAGGCAAAGACUGAGGCUUCUUCUGGUGGUGAGGAUUUGAAUUCGCUGCUUGCGAGAGUAAAGGCAAAGACCAAGGCUAGGUAG
Messenger RNA from Aureobasidium melanogenum CBS 110374, 2178 nucleotides. RefSeq lists its product as uncharacterized. The coding region runs from base 1 to 2178 and encodes 725 amino acids. Gene Ontology annotation, biological process: rRNA processing. Gene Ontology annotation, molecular function: RNA binding. Gene Ontology annotation, cellular component: nucleus. The record is from RefSeq and is a predicted model, not a curated record. NCBI's taxonomy places the organism in Eukaryota, Fungi, Ascomycota, Dothideomycetes, Dothideales, Saccotheciaceae. The transcript has 3 exons.